CGAUUGGUGGGCGGUGUCACAAAGGGGCGGGAGCCCGCCGUCGGUGCCUGCUGGCGGGGGUCGCUCGCGGGGCCGCGCGUCCAGGUGGGCCUCAGGGCGGACGAGCCAGUGGACCGGACAGCGGAGCCGUAGCCCAGUAUUGGAAACAAGCCCGAUGUCCGCCAGCUGGUGACUGUAGAAACAGUGUGAAGUGCAUGCUUACACGGGAUACUCAGUCAUACGAAGGAAUGAAGCACAGCCAGCCAUGUCCUGGAAUUGAAUACAUUUUGAAAGCACCAUUGUAAAAAACUCAAAACAUGAGCAACAAUCUGUAUUACCAAUGGUCAAAGCUGACUGGGCCAGAACUGGAGUACAGUUGUCCACAACAUAUUCCAGAGGAAUUAGGAAAGUCAGAAUAAUGGAUAAUGAGAAAGAGCCCCCAUUCUUCAAUGAAGAUCACGUGGGACCAUUUUACUACAAGCUUCCUUUCUAUGAUACCAUGGAGCUCUUCAUUGAAACAUUGACCGGAACAUGUUUUGAGCUGCGAGUUUCACCCUGUGAAGCUGUUAUUUCUGUGAAAGCAAAAAUUCAAAGAUUAGAAGGUAUUCCCAUCUGUCAGCAGCACUUAAUUUGGAAUAACCUGGAACUUGAAGAUGAUUAUUGCUUGAAUGAUUACAACAUUUCAGAAGGUUGUACCUUGAAGCUGGUAUUGGCUAUGCGUGGAGGACCUAUAAAUACUAGAAGAGUUCCUAUGGAAGAUCCACUUUGGGAGAGGGCUGCAAACAUGGAUACCAGUGGAGAUGAGGUCUGGGAGAAGACCUGCAACAAACAAGUUACAUUUUUGGUAUACCAAGAAGGAGAUCAAUUGAAUUUCUUUCGAGUAGUAGAUAGGGGAGAUGGUACUUUAACACCGUUAUCUGAAUCUUUAAGCAGUGGUUCUGCAUAUAAUGUGUAUACAGAUGAGGAUGAAGAAACUGAGCCUUCUCCCUCUGGACAACAGAUCAUUGAAAAUUCCAUAACCAUGAACAAGAUGAAGCUGCUGAAGGCCAAGAUGGAGGACAUGAAUCUGAGCAAAAAGCCCAAGAAGGUUGCAAAGAUAAAGCCUCGCCCGCCAAUAGCCCCGCGACCUUCUAGUGGUCCCACCACAGCUGCUCGCCACAGGUUGUUAAGGGUCCUGCCCCACAUUGGGCAAUCCUGUUUGCCUUCUGGGAAUACAAAUGCACCUGAUGUAUCGGGCGAGGGGAUCGCAAGUCUGGGACCUCAGCCCCCCGCCGAGAGCGCCCUGCCAUCCAUCGCUCGUGAAGGGAAGUGGGAGAGUACCAGCCCCCCAGCCCAUGCCAGCAGUAACGUCAAACUACCACCUCAGCUCCCUCAUUUUGAGUUCGAGAAGGAUGAAGAGCUUGCCGAGUCUGUUCUCCGUCUCGGAUCAGCCCUGCCUAGGCGAACCAAACACUUGCCAUCUAACAGCGAAGAUGACCCCGUCUUGUUUCCCACUUCGAAAGAGUGGUUGACUGAAGACUCGCUGUUGCCUGAGGUGGAGGCAUUGGACUCAUUGGCGCAGGGAAAUGCUGAGGGGACGAGCAGAGGCCGGGAAGGCGCAGAAAAGGGCAGUUCAGAGUUCCUCCUCACUAACGUUGGGAAAGGACUGAAAGCCACGGAGCAGUGUCUAAAACAGGCCACUCGAGUGCUGAGCGGUGAAUCUGCAGACACUGGAGUUCUCAACCGCGAACUAAGCCCUCCCAAGGGCAGACUCCUGUCACCCCUUCGCUGCCCAGCGCCGGUGUCACUGCAUGACGCCCUGGGGAAACCACAGAGACUGGUUAAGUGCUUUGAGCCAGGCAACCUACAGUCCCCAGCUUCGCAAAGUGUGUUGCGGUCGUUGGAGCCCCGAAACACCACAGACACUUUCUGUAGGACUACUCGCUUUCGAGCUGUGAAAGUUGAUUCACCAGGGAAAAGACCCGACAUCAUUUCUAAGGUUGAGGCUCGGGGUAUUACAGAAAUGGCCAACAAAGCUUCCAGAGAACCUGUCGGAAGCGUCAAUAACAUUGGUUUUCUCGCUUCCCUGGCCCGGAGCGCAAGUAGGGACAGUUUGCAGAGCACAUGUGGGGCAGGCAGGCAUCGGGCGCCGGCAGCUGGGCUGCCCGCAACCCUGCCUCAUUUUCAGGAAGAAAGCCUCCGGAGAAACUCGCCUCAGUUAGAGCCGACCGAGUAUUUUCUAUCUACCCGUGCUAUUGGAAUGAAUGGAAAUAAUGCAGCCGCAGGGAAAAGAGUAGGAGAAGGCUCCCAUCAUCUGCCACCUGUGAAAGCCCCUAUGCAGACAAAGAAGAAAACGACCACGCAUUGUUUUCUUUGUGGCAAGAAAACAGGAUUGGCUACUAGCUACGAAUGCAGAUGUGGAAACAACUUCUGUGCCUCUCAUCGCUAUGCAGAAGCUCACAGCUGCACCUAUGAUUACAAGAGUGCAGGCAGGAGAUACCUGCAGGAGAAGAACCCUGUGGUCAAUGCACCCAAACUGCCAAAAAUCUAACCUGUCUGUCUGCACCUUACUGUCCUGCCUGAGGAGUCGUAUUAUAAUCAGAAGAAAUAUUGUCCAGACUGCAUUAGUUUUGUUCGACUCUCAAAAGAUUGGCCAGAUAACAAAAGCUGAUAAUGCAUACUGUCGGAGAAUGAAAAUGCUACUGUAUUUGACAUCUUUAUUCUUUGGUGAAUUGGAAGUUUUAAAAGUAGUUUCAAAAACUGUACACUAUAAUGAAUUAACUUUGUUAUUGCA
Messenger RNA from Ochotona princeps (American pika), 2752 nucleotides. It is a transcript of the gene ZFAND4, whose product is annotated as zinc finger AN1-type containing 4. Lineage: Eukaryota; Metazoa; Chordata; Mammalia; Lagomorpha; Ochotonidae. The coding region runs from base 320 to 2509 and encodes 729 amino acids. The record is from RefSeq and is a predicted model, not a curated record. The transcript has 11 exons. Gene Ontology annotation, molecular function: zinc ion binding; protein binding.